CCUUUCCUCUUUCCUUACUUUUCAGGCAGAAGCAACCGCAGCAUUUUCCCGCCAAGUUGAUCAGCUCAGAGCGAUCGAGCGACCUCCAUGAAUCGCGAUCAAGCUCGAGGAAGAAGCCCACGAGGCGGACGAGGCUCUGGGAAUCGCGGCCAAGGCCGAGGAAACCCCCGAGGCGGUCGACAUUCUCAGCCACAGCGCUCCACUUAUGAAUGGCGUCCAUCUCAAAAAAAAGAUGCACUUUCUGAAGCUGAGAAACAGAAGGAAUGUCUUCCAUCUGAAAGAAAAUUGGAAGGAAUGGCGAUCAAACAGCAGCCUGGAGCUGGAAUUCAUGGACCUUCACCUAAUGACUUUGCUGGUAAUAAGGAGGGUUCGUCAACAGGUGAAAUGGGAAGUCCCCAGGACAUGUUUCCGUGUAGCUCUUCAAAGCAUCCUGAGCAUAAACCUGUCUGGAGUCAAGAAAAUCGGAAUGAAUGGCCUCCAUCUGAAAGAAAAUUGGAAGGAAUGGCGAUCAAACAGCAGCCUGGAGCUGGAAUUCAUGGACCUUCUGCUAAUGACUUUUCUGGUAAUAAGGAGGGUUCGUCAACAGAUGAAAUGGGAAGUCCCCAGGACAUGUUUCCUUGUAGCUCUUCAAAGCAUCCUGAGCAUAAACCUGUCUGGAGUCAAGAAAAUCGGAAUCAAUGGCCUCCAUCUGAAAGAAAAUUGGAAGGAAUGGCGAUCAAACAGCAGCCUGGAGCUGGAAUUCAUGGACCUUCUGCUAAUGACUUUUCUAGUAAUAAGGAGGGUUCGUCAACAGAUGAAAUGGGAAGUCCCCAGGACAUGUUUCCGUGUAGCUCUUCAAAGCAUCCUGAGCAUAAACCUGUCUGGAGUCAAGAAAAUCAGAAGGAACGGCAUCCAUCUGAAAGAAAAGAUGCACUUUCUGAAGCUGAGAAACAGAAGGAAUGGCCUCCAUCUGAAAGAAAAUUGGAAGGAAUGGCGAUCAAACAGCAGCCUGGAGCUGGAAUUCAUGGACCUUCUGCUAAUGACUUUUCUGGUAACAAGGAGGGUUCGUCAACAGGUGAAAUGGGAAGUCCCCAGGACAUGUUUCCGUGUAGCUCUUCAAAGCAUCCUGAGCAUAAACCUGUCUGGAGUCAAGAAAAUCAGAAGGAAUGGCAUCCAUCUGAAAGAAAAGAUGCACUUUCUCAUGCUGUGGAACUGAAGGAAGGACACAACUCAACUGAGUUUGUGGAAGUUAAUUCAAAAGAAGUAAAGCGCUCAGUUGCCUCAGAUUCGGGCCAUAUAGGGGACAUUUCUUCAUUGUCUAGUCUUAAUCUUUCCCACAAUUUGCAUAAGGGAGUAGAGAGAAUGCAGAUUGGAGAAAACUUUAGGAAGAUGACAAGGGGUAGUGACAAUCAUAUGCAAUCUAAAUCAGAAGCCAAAGACAAGCCGUUCCCUAUCAAGAGUCCUAUAAGUUCAUUUGGCCAUCAAAAACCAGAGCUUUCUGAACACAAAGCAGUAGACUCUUCUUUUGAUUUGUGCCCAACCAAAGCCAGCGGUGCUGUUACUCUAAAGACUUCUCUUCUUGUACAGAAUAGAGAAAGGAAGAAUGAAAUCAAGCGCUCCAUGGAACAACCAAUUGAAAUUGUUUUACAGUCUGGAAUGGUUCUUCUUAAAAGUUACAUUUCUACCAGUGACCAGAUCAAGAUAGUGAAGCUAUGCCGAGACCUGGGUUUGGGUCCUGGAGGUUUCUACAAACCUGGUUACCGUGAUGGAGCAAAACUGAAUUUGAUGAUGAUGUGCCUUGGUAAGAAUUGGGAUCCUGAGACUAGCAAAUAUGGAGAUCACCGCCCUCAUGAUGGUGCUAAACCUCCAUUUAUUCCUGUUGAUUUCUUUCGGUUGGUUGAAAAUGCAAUAAAAGACAGCCAUUCCCUUAUCAGAAAGGAUUCUAAAGCUAGCAAUUCUGAAUACAUACUUCCUCGGAUGACCCCAGACAUUUGCCUUGUGAACUUCUACUCAUCAACUGGGCGACUAGGUCUCCAUCAGGAUCGUGAUGAAAGUGAACAAAGUCUCCGUAAGCAGUUGCCUGUUGUCUCUUUUUCCAUUGGAGAUGCUGCAGAAUUCUUGUAUGGUGAUCAAAGGGAUGUUGAACUAGCAAAGAAGAUUACACUGGAAUCUGGAGAUGUUCUCAUAUUUGGUGGAGAAUCAAGACAUAUCUUUCACGGUGUAGCUUCUAUACAGCCAAAUACUGCUCCUAAGACCCUACUGGAAGAAACAAAGCUCCAGCCUGGCCGCCUGAAUCUUACUUUCAGAAAGUAUUGAAAAUCUACAACCUUUCAGCUUGCAUAUAUUGCGGUCUUUUCUAGUUGAGAGUCGCUCUAAUCCACAUGCUAGCUCCAUAAUGAACUGUAUGUUUGUAAUGACGGUUUGUGUUGAUAUCUGGUAACGAGCUUUAUUUUGCUGCAAGUAUUGUCAUUUGAAGUAGAGCAUUAGUUCAUUCAUACAGGUUCGUACUCA
Messenger RNA from Rosa chinensis, 2490 nucleotides. RefSeq lists its product as uncharacterized. Gene Ontology annotation, molecular function: broad specificity oxidative DNA demethylase activity; ferrous iron binding; oxidative RNA demethylase activity. The record is from RefSeq and is a predicted model, not a curated record. The transcript is spliced from 4 exons. NCBI's taxonomy places the organism in Eukaryota, Viridiplantae, Streptophyta, Magnoliopsida, Rosales, Rosaceae. Bases 88 to 2295 code for a protein of 735 amino acids. Gene Ontology annotation, biological process: oxidative RNA demethylation. Gene Ontology annotation, cellular component: nucleus; cytoplasm.